Messenger RNA from Ilyonectria robusta, 849 nucleotides. Its product is annotated as mitochondrial carrier domain-containing protein. Bases 1 to 849 code for a protein of 282 amino acids. Gene Ontology annotation, cellular component: mitochondrial inner membrane. The record is from RefSeq and is a predicted model, not a curated record. Lineage: Eukaryota; Fungi; Ascomycota; Sordariomycetes; Hypocreales; Nectriaceae. Gene Ontology annotation, molecular function: S-adenosyl-L-methionine transmembrane transporter activity. The transcript has a single exon.
AUGACCUCGUCGAACCCGCCGUUCCAGUCCGCGCUGCUCGCGGGCGCCCUCGCCGGCACCACCGUCGACCUUUCGCUCUUCCCCCUCGACACCCUCAAGACGCGCCUGCAGUCGUCGGCCGGCUUCUUCCCCUCCGGCGGCUUCUCCGGCAUCUACCGCGGCAUCGGGUCCGCCGUCGUCGGGUCCGCCCCGGGCGCCGCCUUCUUCUUCUGCACCUACGAGUCCGUCAAGGGCCUGCUCGCCGACCGCCUGCCCCGCGGUGAAGGCCACCCGUCAUGGCACGGCCCCGUAACCCAUAUGCUCGCCGCUAGCGCCGGUGAGAUUGCCGCCUGCUCGAUACGCGUGCCCACCGAGGUCGUCAAGCAGCGUGCCCAGGCCGGCCACCACGGAGGUUCGUCCGGGGCGGCCCUGCGUGCCAUUCUCGGCCGCUACGGUACCCACGGCCUGACUGCCAUGUGGCGCGAGCUGUACCGCGGCUGGGGAAUCACCGUGUUCCGCGAGGUGCCCUUCACCGUCAUCCAAUUCCCGCUAUGGGAGGCAAUGAAGUCAUGGGGUCGGCGUCGGCGCGGCGGGCGGGAGGUUACUGCCGGAGAGAGCGCCCUGUACGGAAGCAUGGCUGGCGGCGUGGCAGCUGCGUUGACAACACCCCUGGAUGUGCUCAAGACUCGUGUUAUGCUCUCCAAGGAGCGGGUGUCAGUGGCCGAGGUCUUCGGGCGAUUAGCCCGAGAGGAGGGCGUCCGGCCAUUCUUCGCCGGUAUUGCGCCGCGAGUGACUUGGAUAUCAAUUGGAGGCGCCAUCUUCCUGGGAAGCUACCAAUGGGCCAUUAACACCAUGCACGGGCUGGCCUGA